AUGAAGUCGAGAGCCACACAAGUCUACAUCGUAGAAGAAAUUAAAAAAGCAGAACCUGAACAUAGUGAGAAAACUUCAGACCCAGUUAUGACGGCAUAUAGUGGAAUUUACGAUAGCAUUACAUUGUUUCGGUUCAUGCUGUGUCUUCGUAGUCAUGAUAGCGAGGAACCUGAAGGAGCUGGUCGAAGUUUCCCAAUCCAGUUAAAAGUUUUUCUCUGUCUGAUGGUAUACGUCAUCUAUGCGACAACAUUUCACGUCGGUUUUGACAUACUCUGGUUCUACCUCAGAAAGAUGCAUCUAGCAGCUCGCUACAGACUUUAUGAAAGACUUUAUAGAACCAUACUAGUCUGUGUCGUUACCGCCAUCAGCUAUUCUUUUCCAAAUAUACGGAGGAUUAUGGGAAUUAACUAA
This is a messenger RNA of Spodoptera littoralis (African cotton leafworm), 411 nucleotides long. The record is from the annotation of a GenBank genome assembly. NCBI's taxonomy places the organism in Eukaryota, Metazoa, Arthropoda, Insecta, Lepidoptera, Noctuidae.